AUGAAGCCUGCUUCAGUCUUUCUCAUAUCGGCCCUUUCAGCCGUUGUUGACGCUCAUGGGUAUUUAACCAUUCCUUCAAGCCGUACUCGUCUCGGAUUUGAGGCAGGGAUUGAUACAUGUCCUGAAUGCUCUAUCCUGGAGCCGGUUGAGGCCUGGCCCGACUUGGAAGCAGCCCAGGUAGGUCGAAGCGGGCCAUGCGGAUAUAAUGCGAGAGUCAGCGUCGACUAUAAUCAGCCUGGUGAUUACUGGGGUAACUCAGUUGUUGCGACCUACGCUGCAAAUGAUAUUGUCGAGGUUCAGUGGUGCGUUGAUAAUAACGGUGAUCAUGGUGGCAUGUUUACCUACGGGAUCUGCCAAAACCAAACGCUCGUGGAUCUUUUCCUGACACCAGGCUACCUUCCUACCUCUGAAGAGAAACAGGCUGCCGAAGACUGCUUUUUAGAAGGAGAGCUGAAGUGUACAGAUGUGAAUGGACAAGCCUGUGGAUAUAAUCCCGACUGUUCAUCAGACGAAGCAUGCUAUCGCAACGACUGGUUUACUUGCAAUGCCUUUUCAGCCUCAACUAAUCGGGGCUGCCAGGGCGUCGAUGGAGCUGCAGAAUACUCCUGCACUACCACUAUCUCUGGAGGUUACACAGUCACUAAGAAGAUCAAGAUUCCAGAAUAUCAAUCCGAUCAUACCUUACUGCGGUUUCGAUGGAACUCCUAUCAAACCGCACAGGUAUAUCUUCAUUGUGCUGAUAUCGCCAUUACUGGAAGUGGGUCUAGUUCAACUUCAAGCACCAGCUCCGGGGUGAACACCAGUACCAACAGCAAAACUAGUACCUCAACCAGUACGACAACUACUACGUCCGCAUGCUCGGCAGCAGCCAGUAUAUCUGUCGUGUUUAAUGAGCUCGUGACCACAACAUACGGAGAGAAUGUGUAUAUUUCAGGCUCUAUUAGCCAGCUAGGGUCUUGGGAUACAUCGUCCGCUGUUGCCUUAUCCGCGAGUUCCUAUACCUCUUCCAACCCACUUUGGACUACAACAAUCAGUCUCCCUGUCGGCACAAGCUUCGAGUACAAAUUUAUCAAGAAAGAGACCGACGGUAGCAUUGUGUGGGAAAGCGAUCCCAAUCGCAGCUACACUGUCCCAAGCGGGUGCUCCGGAACUACUACUACUGUGGCCGCAACGUGGAGAUAG
This is a messenger RNA of Penicillium macrosclerotiorum, 1182 nucleotides long. RefSeq lists its product as uncharacterized. Bases 1 to 1182 code for a protein of 393 amino acids. The transcript has 2 exons. Gene Ontology annotation, molecular function: starch binding. NCBI's taxonomy places the organism in Eukaryota, Fungi, Ascomycota, Eurotiomycetes, Eurotiales, Aspergillaceae. The record is from RefSeq and is a predicted model, not a curated record.